This is a messenger RNA of Prorocentrum cordatum, 1471 nucleotides long. NCBI's taxonomy places the organism in Eukaryota, Dinophyceae, Prorocentrales, Prorocentraceae. The record is from the annotation of a GenBank genome assembly.
GGCUCAGGUUUUGGCCCGCGCACGGGCAGGUCGCUGCUCCCUCUCUGGGGUCUCUUUACCUCCAGGGUGGGGCCUCGGUUGGCAGAGAUGAUGGGCCUCUCGCGGCACGUCCUGGCUGCCACCGCCCUGGCAGCCCUGCUGUCCCAGUCCGUGGCUUCCAACGAGUUCGGCGAGCAGUGGCUGAAGGAGAACGCCAAGAAGGAGGGCGUGGUCGUCCUGCCCUCGGGCCUUCAGUACAAGGUGCUGCGCGCUGGCGACGGCGACAGCCACCCCACGCCGGACUCCUCCUGCGAGUGCCACUAUGAGGGCCGGGUGGCCAAGGAGUAUCCCGAUGGCGAGAAGUUCGAUUCAUCCUACGACCGGGGGUCUCCCACCAACUUCGCGCCCAACCAGGUGAUCAAGGGCUGGACCGAGGCUAUGCAGCUGAUGGUGGAGGGCGACAAGUGGGAGAUGUAUAUCCCCUCGGAGCUUGGCUACGGCGAUCGCGGCAGCCCUCCCAAGAUCGGCGGCGGCGACGUGCUGGUGUUCACCAUGGAGAUCAUCAAGAUCAAGGGGGGCAAGGUCCCCGCUAGCCGGUGCGACGUCAAGAGCCUUGAGGGCUGCAAGGACAAGGAGAAGGACUACAUCGCCAAGCAGAAGGACAAGCCGAAGGAGAAGGUUGAGGGAGAGCUGAAGAGACUGACCGGAAUGAAAGGCGGCCAGAUGAAGGACGACAAGCUUUCUUGGAUUAACCAGCGCAUCAAGCUGCUCGAGAAGCUCAAGGACGAGUUGUGAGAUCGCCUCUGGCGAUUUCGGCCGACAGCUACUCAGGAGGCCCCUUUCUGUUUUCCAGUUCCGCUGCCCCGGCACGUCGGCGGCGGGCCCUCGCGGGUCGACCCGCCGCGAAGAGCGGCGCAGCAAGACGGGGCCCCGGGGCCCUGGCCGUGAAUGUCUGCGACGCCGCAGUGUUCCCCGCGGCGCCGGCUCUCAGGGGUGGGGUCCUGGCGGCGGCGGGUCGGGGCCUUCCCCUGGCGCUUUUCGGCCCUGGUGGUGGGCUGCCCGAAGCCUGGAGGCCUCUCCACCGCCACUGCCGGCUCCGCCUCGAGACGCGGGCCGGGGUGGGCCCCGGGCGGGCGGAGCGGGCGGCCUUCUCAGAAGGUGGCGGGGCUUCUCGGAGGCCCUCGCGCCUGCUGAGAAGUCUCCUUCUUCUUCGGGGCAGGCUCAGGAAGCUUCCCAGAGGGCCGGGGGACUUCCGAGCCUUCUGAGGAGGCCCGCCCCUUCCCACUUCCCCCCGGGUUGGCCGCCGAUCCUGAGGAAUGGGGUUCUAAGGAUAGGAAGAGGUCCAAGGGUGGAUUUACGCUGUUUGGGCCACCUCGCCCUUAGGACCCCAUCCCUCAGGACUCCAUCUUUAGCCACCGACGCCGCCGGUUGUUGCCAGGGGUGUCGCUGGCCCAGCCCACAGGGUGUCCCCAUCUCAGACGUGCUCCCGCCG